GCAGGUGACCCGCCUCCUACUUCACGGCGCAUAUUCACAACAGACAGCUGACUGUUUUAUUAAGUUGUGGAGGUCUUGUGACUAAAGGAAUUCCAAACUGUUCCGGAGGAAAGCCUAGUAAUCCUAUAUUUCACCAUCAUCUGCUUUGGUACUCUUUCCACAUCAUGGCUGACAUGACAGCAGAAGAGAUCCAAACAAGAGCAAACCAGGUGACUGAUGAGUCCCUUGAAAGCACAAGACGAAUGCUACAAAUGACCGAAGAGAGCAGGGACGUGGGUGUCAAGACUAUGACGAUGCUGGAUGAACAGGGAGAACAAUUAAGAAAUGUUGAGAAGGGUCUAGACCAAAUAAACCAGGAUAUGAAAGAAGCUGAAAAGAACUUGACAGACCUGAGCAAAUGCUGUGGACUGUGUGUGUGCCCUUGCAGUAGAGUAAGGAGUUUUGAGACGACAGAAGGGUACAAGAAGGCUUGGAACAACAAUGCUGAUAACUCCGACAGAGUGAUUUCUAAUCAGCCAGGCCAUGUCUCCAGUGGACAACAGCAGAAUGCUAACAAAACUGGUGGGCCAUACAUCAAGAGGGUAACCAAUGAUGCUCGUGAAGAUGAGAUGGAGGAGAAUCUAGAGCAGGUGGGCAACAUCCUUGGCAACCUGAAGAAUCUGGCUUUGGAUAUGGGCAAUGAGAUUGAGAGUCAGAACCAGCAGAUUGACAGGAUCACAACUAAGGCAGAUGCCAACAGAACACGUAUUGAUGAAGCCAAUACAAGAGCCAACAAACUUAUUAAGUAGUAACUGGAUUGAUGACCUGCAGAAUUGCUAUUAUGUCCGCACUUGCUUUGAGCUUGGAAAAUUUUCAGUCUUUCUGAAAGUGUGUGGGUGGGGAUACUGAUUUUUUUUUUGUAAACUUUGAGCUGCCUUUGUCACUAGAUAGUUGUGUGCAUCUUUUAACUACACACGUGGAUUUAGAGUCUGAAGACAUUUAUGUAGGAAGCAGAAGAAUGGAUCCUCCUGUAGAGAUGCUGUCUAGCACAAAGGUGUCCUCUUCCUUGAAAAGGAAUAAAAAAAGAUGACAACCAUUUUUAUUUAGCUCAACUGAAGUGCAAGUGCUUUAUUACAAAGUGGAUGAAAUUUUAAAUUAGCAAAUGUUAAAAGAUAAAGAAAGAGCUUGUCUUGGAAUGCUUAUGUUCCCUGUAACUGUGAGAGUCAUUUUCUAAGUUAAUAUGUGCAGGCUGUCUGAUUUUCUACCUAUACGCCUCCCCCAGCACAUGCACACUUUUUUUGUGGGAUAGAUGGUGCUUAACCUGUGUCUGUCCUUGCAGUAGUAAGGUGGCCUUAGCAAUUGGCUGUGCACCUUGCUAUCCACAUAACAUUUUUAUUUGCUAAAAGGAUGCGUCUUUUGUCUGACUUUCAUAGCUUUUCUUUAUGGGUACACUGUGAAUGGCCAUUGUAUCGUUUGGGUGGGUGGGGGGGUCACUUAAAAAUGCACCUUAAAUGUUUUUUUUCCCUCAAAUAACCCUUUCAUGUUUGAUUUUGUUAAGUUGACACUUAUGGAGGGUGUGUGUAACUUAAGUAGUAAUAAUGAUGGCAUAUCGCCAUUAAACUUCACCAUUUCCAGGCCAGAUCACCAAAUGAUGGUAGAGUUGCACUGUCUGAUCUGUUGCCUGUCUAUUUCAGGUUACUGGACCUCUGUGCAUGCUUUAUUUGUUACUUCUGACCUAGUACACUGCAUCUGGCCUGGAUUCAUCUGUUUUUAGUUGGCCAUGGAGAAAACAGUUUGGGGUAAUCUGCAUUCCUUAUGGUGUGCCUGUGUGUUGAGAUUUUACUACAUGGGAAAGUAAUGUUUGCUUUGUCAGUGCUGAAUGUGUUACAUGUUGAAUAGUGAGAUCCUGUGAUAAGAUCUAUUUUAAGCAAGUUUGAGUGUUGUUUAAUAAAUGCCAAGUCUGUUUACAAUAGCUUUGGAUGUUUAUAGAGAUGUUCUAAGGUUCAUAGUCCCAUUCAGGGGGGGCGGGUGCUGAGUGUUGAUGGGGGUAGCAAAUGUUAAAUAGGUAGAACUAGUAAUGUAGCCUGUUGUGUAUAUAUACUUCUGUACUAACUGGAGCUUACUGAUGUUGGUUCCCACAUGUAUUGGCACAUGUGACUAUUUCUGGUACUUCCAAACAUAUUAGCUGCAUGCAAGUGCUAAGAGGAAGGAGAUAGUUUCAUCUGUUGAAGCUGCUGGAAAAACAGCACAAAGGAGUGAUUCUGCUGGGCUACAUUUGAAUUCUAGUGGAGAUGCAAUUAUUCUUUGUCUUCCACAGCAGGCCAGAUAGACACAAAACUAUUUCAGAGCUGCAGAACAAAAGAAUAGCAGAUCUCUUUCAUACUGUGAAAAUAUUGCAUUGAAAUGUGCCUUUGAAAAAAGACCAUCUUGAAUUUGCCUGUAGUGUCACCAGGGAUGAAAUAAAUGACCAGAAGAGGUAGCAAAGUUCAUUUCACCAAGCCAUAUUCUUCUACUGUCUUUAUACUAGAAGCCUUGUCACAUGCUGCAGUGUGUUAGGUUUGCAUAAGUGUCCAUUAAUGACAUGCCUGCUGCUUUUUCGGUUUUCUGUCAGUCAUGAUCGGGCUGUGAAUUUGCUUUUAAAAUUUAUGCUCAUCCUCUGUGUCAUGCAGCUUAAAAAGCCAAAUAUUUGAACAUUUUACAGAUCCAUUAUGCUCCACUGUUUGCUCCCAUUAUAUUACAGCAUUAUUUUUUCUGUGCAUUUGUAGGACUUGUGCACUUUCUUGUAUUCUAUAUUAUUUUUCAUGUAUAAUCUCGUCUGUUAAUAUCACAGCUGGCUCCCUUUGAAAUAGUAAUAUUUGAGUUUGUCAGUGUUACUGUAGGUUAAUCCACAACCACUUUUUAUUUAUUUUUUUUUUUGUUCCCUCAUUUGAAAUCGCUGUACAGAAAGCUAGAUCAAAAUCAGCUGUAAACUGUUCCUAAGGUGUGUGCUUUUAUAUGUUUGCAUCAGAAACAUGCUUGUUGCUAAGUAUUUCUGUGCUUCUACACAUUUAUGAACAGACAUUUUUGUCCUAGUAUUUCAAACAAUUUGUAAGUCAUCAUAAUUACAUGUAUAAACAGUAGCAUUAUUUUACAGACUUCUUACGCCACAGUUGGUAAUGUUUGAUAAAUGAGACAAAGUUAUUAAAAGAAACAUUUAGUGAGCCUGUUUUGAUGCCAGCCAGUAUUCAUAGUUAAUAGUACAUAUCAGAAAUGGCAGAUAAAACACUUUCUAAAGUUCUGUUAUUUAAUUUCGAAAUUUCCUUUUGCCUUCACUGAUAGUGUAUCAGCUAAUCCAGCCAGCAUUUUUUUAUUCUUCAAGUGCUCUGACCUUCAGUUGACACAGUUCAUUAAAACAGGUUACUAAACAGGUUUCACAGCCAAACAGUUUGCAUUUGUAAAGUGAAAGAAAAAUCUUGAGAUUUAAGUGACUUUCUAUUUUGUGACUGUGUCUAAGUGAAAAGUGUGAUUUUAAAUUUUAUUUUUUACUGCAGCACAACUUAGUUUCAUUUUGUUUAUAUUAACUGCCCCUGUAGUGUGCAUUGUAGUAUUUGAUUCUAUUUUUAUUUGUAGGGGAUGGAACUGCAUGAUCCAGAAUGACAGUGUGCUCCAUGUGCCCUAGUAAUGCAAACAUUGUACACAGAGGCAUAUUACUUAAUAAAUCUGAAAGGAAUAUUACCUUGUUGGAUCUGUCCAAGUGGCAGUUUUAAUUUUACAGUACAUUUGUGUGCAAGUCAUUACAAGAAAAUACUAAGUGUUCUUUUCACACAUAUCCUGUCACAGUUUACCUGUGCUUGUCAUAACUUGCAAGAUCAGCUUAAUAUUUGAAUAUCAAAGGGCUUGUAGACUCCAUUAUCACAUUGUAGAUACAGAGCAAGACCCUUGUUUUAUCACAGUUUUGAGACAUUUAAGUAAUAUACAAACCACAGAAAUUGAGCAAUGUGUGGUGCAUCAGUUACUGUUGUCGCCUCAGCAAGAGGUUCUCCGGUUCGAUUCUCGGCUGGAGCGCCUUCUCUGUGGAGUCUGCAUGUCCUCCCUGUGGUCAGGUGAGUUUUAAAGACAUGCAGGUAGGUGUGUGUGCAUGGACCUUUUGUGAAGGUUGGGUGCUGGACUGGCAACUCAGCACUGUAAAAACUCUACCAUCAGUCAGUUUGUGGACUGGUUAUCCACUGUGGCGACACCUAAAGGGAGAAGCCAAAAGACAUUGGUUUUAGUGUGUACUGUAGAUUUCUCUUGUUCCUUAUUCUUGGUGUAAUUCCUUUAAAAGGUUUUUGUUGGUUUUAAUUACUUAAGGCCAUUGUGCUGUUUUAUAUCACAGGCGACUGCUGAAAAUAACUGUUUGUAUGGAUCACUGUUAUAGUUUGAACCUUAGGGAAUUUUACGUUAGGCUGAGGUCCAGUUUCUAGGCCAAACCUGAGGAGUCAAUGCCUGGCAAGUCUAUGCUGCCACUUUGUGGUUCUCCAGACUCCUAAGAUCCUCUAUACCUUUGUCUGAAGGACUGGGGCAGGCUGGCUUAGGGAGCCUGAUUGCUGAAGUUCUUGUAAAGUUUCUAGCCUGACCCAACAUGAUCCUCUCUCUGGAGUCUGGUCUUCAAAAAGGAAGAGGGGAUCCUCUUCUGUGAGGGACUGAAAUUACUCAGAUUCCUAGGGUGAGGAAGAGGUCCUGGAUUACAGAUCUCAAGUGUCCUCACUUCCACAACAGUUUAUCUCCUUUACUGUGCCCAUAAUAUUUACUAGCCUGCCUUGGUGUUUGUUCACUGCACUACCAGUGGCAUCCAUAUCUGCCCUACAUGUUAUGGUGCCUGUUCAGCCUAGGUUUAACACUUAGCCAUCAGAAGUCCAGUCUGUGUCCUCACCAGUGGAUAGUAUUCUUCUGGGCUAAUCUUGGAUUUCAAUGUAUGGUCUGUCUCCCAUUGGGAAAAGUGGAGUGGAAUCUCCGAUAUCCUUUUUUUCUAGUGUGUCAGAUAAAACACAAUAGAAAGACAGGUCUUAAGUAUCCUAAAUCACACAACCUCAGUUAUUCUAUGUGUGCCUCUAGCCAAAUUGAAGGUGAAAAAAGUUCCAUUGUGUUUUUUAAAAAGUUUCUGGAACCAGUAGCUAGAAUCCCUGGAAGCAGUCAUCCCAGUGCUACACUAUGUCAAGAAAGAACUGAAUUGUGGGUAAAAGCAAUUUAUGAAAGCAAGUGCAUGCCUCCAGGUGAAUGACUCCCAAAUGGCAACUGACAGCAGUUGCAUCAGACCAGCACUGGGGGUACUUACCUUGUAUCUCAAGGUACAAGACCACCAGACUCACCAGAGCAGCCUGCACAUAAACCUUAAAUAAAUGCCUGCAAUCAUUUUAUGCCCAAAAAGCCUUCAGUGCAGUCCAGGUGCUAGGGACAUAAAAGUAAUCACCGACAGUACUACAGUUAUGUGGUAUAUAAAUAAAUGAAAGGGGGUGCUUGCUCAUAUCAUCUUUGCAGGCUGGCUGCACAAUUCAGGGAACAGGCUCUGCGAUUGAAAGUGCUCUUCCUAGUGGGUUGCUUUACCUUCAGAGAAGUCAGUAGGAGGUCAAUUAGGCAGAGCCUCAGCAAACCCUUGCUACAGAGUGAAAUUUUCUUAGACAGGAGUACCAAUUGGUUUGCCAAGUCUAGAUCUCAUUGCUUUUGCAACCAACACGCAGCUUAACAAAUUCCACUCUCCAAUACCUUGCAAGCAAGCUUGGGCAGUAAAUGCCCCCCCCCCCAAUUUGUUGAAAUCUGUUUCUGUCUGCUUACUCUCCUCUUCCCUUCCUCCACAGGGGUGAUUUUAAAGGUCAGGGAGAAGGAGCCAGAAAUUAUACUGAUUGCUGCCUUGUGGGCCAGGCAGUACUGAUUCCCCACCUGCUGCAUCUAGCAAGGGGGAAAUCUUGACUGUUUCCUCAACAUGUGAAGCUUCUGAUGCAGUGCAGAUGAUCCCUGUUUCACCUCUGCCUGCCUACCUUGAUUCUAGCAGCUUGGAGGAUGUGAUCUUAAUACUUUUUGAGCACCUUUGUUUUAGAAACAUUCUAGAUCAAGGAAGGCUAGGAGUCCAGGCAUCAGGAAAUUAUAUAUAGCAAAAUGGAAAACCAUUUUCCCUAUGGGUGUGAAAGGAGAAACUUGUUAUUGUGCCUGUGGUUCUCGUGCAUGAGUUUGGUGUUUUCCUCUUGCUUAGCUUACAUCUUAGUCAAGGUACAUCUGUCAGCAAUCUUUAUCUGCUUGCCCUUACUUUUGCAUCCAUGCCACCAGCUGAACAGUUCCAAAGUGAUAUCCUUCAUAUUAGGGCUCCUAGGUUGAUUCUUGCUCCAUCCUGGGACCUGAAUUUCAUACUGGAGGAACUGACCCUAUCUCCUUUUGAACCAGUUACUUCUGUACCCUUAAAGAUCAUGUCUUGGAAAACAGUUUUCUUCGUGGCAGUCACAUUAACAAGGAUAGUUUCAGAACUCCAGGCAUAAAAUUUGGAAGGAUCCCUUUCUGAUGCUCACAAGGAUAGACAAACUUUAUGCACUAAUCCUUACUUCAUGCCUGAAGUUGUUACAGAAGUAACUUGAGUUGAGCAAUCCAGUUUGCCAGUCUUUUCCUGUGCUCCUCAGAACAAAGGAAAAAGAAUCCCACACUUUUGGAAAUUCCCUGGCAACGGAUAUAUGACCUAGAUGGAAAGCGAAUGGGUAGAAGGUCAGAGCAUGUAUUUGAUUCUUUCAUUUAAAGUAAAAGGAUUGCUGUGGUCCUUGUAGAAUUGUCAACUAAUAUUUCCCUGCAAUGACCUUCCAUGGCCUUUGUGACAAAGGACAAUAUAGGGAGCUAUCCAUUUGUAAAUGGCCUGUUUGGUCACAGGCAAUCCUUUUUUGUAAGGAGCAGUGCAAAGUAGUAGUGUAUCAAGUCCUCUGUUCACGUGUUCUCUGUGUACUCUAGAUUGUACAUUUCCAGUGCCAGUUCAGGAUUUGCCUUUGCCAUUCUCAAAAGUAUUUUGCCCUUUGUCUCUGACCAAUAGCUAGCCAACCUAUCAAGCUGUAGGAGCCAGCUCUCAAAUCCUUAUGACUGCAGCAGUGAUCUACAUGACGAACAUAGUGCAGUUGUGCUGGCAGGUUAUUAAAAUGGUAGACAUUCACGGAUUGUCAUUGUUGCAAUCUUAUUUCUCUCCCACUAUCCCCUCUGUCAGAAAGGAUUACAGGGAUAGGAGGUGGAUAUACUUGUCCCUUCCCAGCCAAUUUUACUUCUACCUCAUUUACCUUUCAUACUCCAUUACCUUAUUCAAGUACCUAAGGAGGAUGAGGUUUAUCUAAUUCAGCCCAAGAUCUUUUAAUAGUUUUUGACAUAAUAUAAAGCUGUCUGGGAUGGCAUCCCUAUCUUGGAGGGGGAACCAGAAAAACUAAAGGUGGCCAAGUAUAUACCACCUUUAAACUAGGUGUGUCAGGACAUCUAAGGUGAAGGUGAUAUCAGCCCAUCGAUGGUUGUGCUCAUCUCUGAAGGUCUGGCCAGGCAUCUGACUUCAGCCUGUGGCAGAGCUCCCUAAUGUUAUGACUGCAACAUGAAGCUCUACUUGGAAUUGGCUUUUGUUAGCAGUACUUUGUCAUAAGCUGGCUGUUAGUAUUGUCAAAUAACUGUGAAACUCAGUAGAUUUCAGGAAAAUUAGUUUUUUUUUUUGUUUUUUUUUUUGUCCUUUUUUUAUUAAGGAAAUGCACAUAGUAAAGUGACACAGCAGGAAUUGUAGCUUUAAUGGGAAAAUAAAAGGUUUGCUGUUCUCAUUUUAAUAUAUCAAGUUAUAAUUGUUCAGUUUGUUUAAAUAUUUUUAGAUGACAACAUUUUACCAUUUCUCACUCAUUGGUCACCCCAAACUACUUUUUUACUCAAGGCCCUGCUGUCACAUCACCAAUUUUUCAUAUACAGUAACUGUCCCAAGACUACGUGGUUAUUCUUUUGGCUUACACAUUUUGGGAUUCAUGACUCUCUUUAUAUUUUUAAUGUAUGAAUUUGUGGUUUUCAGGUAAAUAAGUUUACUUGUAAAAAUGCAGGACAAAUGUUUAUGUAUAGUUAAGAUUGUUCAAAUUUUUUGCGUGAUUCUUUCACAACUCCUUACUAAAGUGACUUUUUAUGCAUCAAAAGGAAAACAAUUUUCAAUUUAAAAAUGAUUUUAAGACGCAUGUUCACUUGCGUCUUUGCAUGUUUGUAAAGUUUCUUAAUAAAGUAUCCACUUCUCUCGUGUAUAA
Molecule: messenger RNA, 8216 nt
Organism: Protopterus annectens (West African lungfish)
Lineage: Eukaryota; Metazoa; Chordata; Ceratodontiformes; Protopteridae
Gene: SNAP23
Product: synaptosome associated protein 23
Exons: 8
Coding region: 165-788 (207 amino acids)
Biological process (GO): synaptic vesicle fusion to presynaptic active zone membrane; exocytosis; synaptic vesicle priming
Cellular component (GO): plasma membrane; SNARE complex
Molecular function (GO): SNAP receptor activity; syntaxin binding
Source: RefSeq, a predicted model, not a curated record